UAGAGCUGGUGCUGGUGGCAGCCACUGCUCCUGCGGCCAGCCGGCCGCCGCCAGGUCUUUGGCCUUCCAGGGCUAGUGAAGCGGGGGCGGGGCGCGCGGAGGGGCGGGAGCGCGUGGGUCCCCGCCCCCUCUUCCUCCUCUUUCCCCCUCCCCCUCUUCCCCCUUUCUGGCCCCGCCCCUCGCUCCCACCCUCCCGGCCGGCCCUCUCUCGCGCGCCUCCCAGCGGAGGUGCCUUUGCUUCCCCUCCAGGGCCAGACGUGCAGCUGCUGCGGCGGCUUGGGUCUCCUAGGCAGCAGCGGUAGCAGCAUCCCCCGCGGCGGCAGCAGCAGCCGCAGCAGCAGCAGCAGCAGCCCCAGCAGCAGCCCGAGCCAUGGCGGAAGUUCAUAGACGUCAGCAUGCUCGGGUUAAAGGAGAAGCCCCCGCUCGCUCCUCCGGUGCCAGAGAUGAGGAGGAGCUGGGGAUGGCGGCGUCGGCCGAGACGCUGACCGUGUUUCUGAAGCUGCUGGCCGCCGGCUUCUACGGCGUGAGCUCCUUUCUCAUCGUUGUGGUGAACAAAAGCGUGCUCACCAGCUACAGAUUUCCUUCCUCACUAUGUGUUGGACUUGGCCAGAUGCUGGCUACAGUGAUCGUCCUCUGGGUGGGAAAGGCACUCAGGGUGGUAAAGUUUCCUGACUUUGACAGAAGUAUACCUCGAAAGACAUUUCCACUACCUCUACUGUAUUUUGGGAACCAAAUCACAGGACUGUUCAGCACAAAGAAACUGAACUUGCCAAUGUUUACAGUCUUGCGAAGGUUCUCCAUCUUGUUUACAAUGAUUGCCGAAGGAGUAUUACUUAAGAAGACCUUCUCUUGGGGCAUUAAGAUGACCGUUUUUGCCAUGAUCAUUGGAGCAUUCGUAGCCGCCAGCUCUGACCUGGCGUUUGACCUGGAAGGCUACGUUUUCAUCCUGGUCAAUGAUGUCCUGACGGCGGCCAACGGCGCCUACGUGAAGCAGAAACUGGAUUCCAAGGAGCUGGGAAAGUACGGGCUGCUCUACUACAACGCACUGUUCAUGAUCGGGCCCACCGUGGCCAUCGCCUACUUCACUGGAGACGCUCAGAAGGCCAUAGACUACGACGGCUGGACCGACAGCUUGUUCCUUCUGCAGUUCACACUGUCCUGCGUCAUGGGGUUUAUCUUGAUGUAUGCCACAGUCCUCUGUACUCAGUAUAACUCCGCGCUGACCACCACCAUCGUGGGCUGUAUUAAGAAUAUUCUCAUAACCUAUAUUGGAAUGGUCUUUGGUGGAGACUAUAUUUUCACAUGGACAAAUUUCAUUGGGUUAAAUAUCAGUAUUGCUGGGAGCCUGGUGUAUUCCUACAUCACCUUCACGGAGGAGCAGUUGAGUAAACAGUCGGAGCCGAGCAGCAAGCUGGACGUUAAAGGGAAAGGAGCCGUGUGAGCCUCGGGUCCUCCCCGGCGCGGUCCACCCUGCACACGGGCAGUGCCAACGCGGACCUGCUUGAACGGCUCGCGGCAUCCUGGUUCUCCCAAGAUCUCGGUCCUGGGGCCCCUGUACAAUCCGAAGAGUGCUGCCUUUUUCGAUUUUUACGACAAGAGAAUCUUCUCGUUGAUUCUAUCUUAAAUAUGCAGUUUGCAUUAAUUUAUACCAGACUGGAAGAUGACGUAUCUGGCUUUUAAUUUAUUGUUUUCCCCUGCACCCAUCGCGGGGCUCCCACAAUGUUCUGUGGGCAUUUCUGGCCCCCGCAAGUGGCAUCCCACCUUCUCUGCCUGUUUCCACAGAUGGGAUGGCUGUGGCCAUCCCUCUUCCUAUGAUGAGAGCCUCUAGGAGUCCCCUUUACUUCCCUGGAACGCCAAGUGCUCUCCGAUAGCUCCCCCUCUCAGAAUUCUCCUCCUUCAAGUCAGAGCCCCCCUCCGUUCUCUAGGGCUCGGUCACUGCACCCUCAAUUCCUUCAAAGGAUGUCUUCAAUGUCUUCAAAGGAUGGCCCCUCCUCACAGAGAGAGAGAACCCCCGUGGGGCGUCCCGGAUGGGCUGUCCCAAAGGCUCUUCCACAUCCAGGUGGUGGGAGAAUUGGGCUUUUGGCCUUUGAUCUUCCCUUGGGAUGCCCUCCAGAAAUGAGGCUGGACGGGAGCUGGUCAGCAGGCUGACUCCAGAGGAAGUUGGCCGGCUCCUGGUCUGGCAAACCCAGGUUCUUGUAGCGUGGAAGAAGAGAGCCCCCGGCCCCGCACCCCCCCAGCGGGAUGUAGGCAGGGCAAGCCCAUUCCCUAGAGCAUUAAGUGGGAGAAGAAAAGACAAAGUGUCACCUGCUUGUCCUAAACUCACCUGGCUGCCCUCCCUUGGCCUCUUGGCUCGGCCCCCUUUCUGCCCUCCCUGGAAUCCCACUAUGACACAUGCCAGGGCGUCAGGCUUCCCCUUCGGGGUCUAACAGCUGCGAGAGUCCUCGCUCUGAGGCCCACCUUCUCUGCCUGAUACUGCCUGAGUCCUACUUGGAGACUCUGGAGAGGGGCUUCAAAGGGGGCUCCUGCACCCCCACUUCAGCCUCUGUGCUGCUGGCUUGCUUAUCGACAAAGGAACCCAGGCUGGCCUUGGGUCUACUCCAUAGAUACAUUGGCCUCUUGAGCAUUAAGAAGAGUCUCUGGUCCUUUCCUUCGGCUUUAACACUAGGGAUAUGCUGGUAGCUGGUGGUUUUACAAGCUUCUGCAUUUUAGGAAGAGAAAUGAGUCUGAUUAGAGCCUGUAUUUUCCCCGUCAUGCCUCUGUGAUCUGGAGCGAAUCCCUUCUCGGGGCUCUCGGUUUCCCCAUCCACAAAAUGGCACAGUUGCACUAGCUGACCUCUAAGGGGGCCCCCCCUCCUUUAAACCUUGUUUCUGUGUUCUUGAUGCCUUUCCAGAGAAGGGAAGCCAAGAUGGUGAUGGGAUUGGAGAGCGAGCUGUAGGGAGAGAAUCUGCAGUGCUGGGGGGUGGAAGGUUGCAGGAGGGCGCCCUCCCCAGUAAUAGGUGGCUCAGGCCGCUUGAGGAGGCUACUGACUCCCUAGCCCGGAAGGACUCUAGAGGAAGGCCAGAUUUCCCAAUUUCAGAGAUGCACAAGGAUUCCUGGUCAGGCUGGGUCACCCUUCCAGGUCUGAGACGCUGUGAUUAGCCUGAUUGUUUGAGAUCACUUAUGGAAAAGGAGCUUAGCCUGCCUUUGUUCUAAGGAUGGAAGUCUGCUGGGACAGGAGGAGAGGUGGAGGGGGAGAGGAAGAAGAAAGGAGAGCAGGAUUGGCAGUUGGGGGCCGGAGGGGGGGAGGUAAUGGCCACACCUGAAGUCCAGGCCCUCCGUGGAACAGAGUAGUAACAACAACAGUGAUUAUGGUCACGGGCUCUUCUAUAGCAUCUGAGCGUCUGCCGGCCACUUGAGCACGCAGUGAUCUUGUCUGAGCCUCACGGCAGCCUGUGAUGUAGGCGCUCUUCUUGCCUCAUCUCAUAGAUUUGGAGACGUUCUCUUGGGCUUCCCGCCGGGGGUGCCCAGCCAGGAAGGGCUACCGGCCUUCCAGCCUAGAUCCAGGCUCCUACCGGCUUCAUGCUGCACUCUGGUGCCCUGGAUGCUCCCCCGGCGAUCCCAGUGAACAAGUCUCUGUUGCCGUUGGGGGCUUAGUGGGUGUGGAUGCUUUAUUCAGAGCCUUUCUCCUUCCUGUUCCUUUCUCUGACCUACAUGGACAGCGAUCGGUAUAUGGAUUAAGUGACUAUGUAAAUUUGGGCCAGUUUACUGGGGUAAUAAUUUAGGGAAAUGGGAAGCAAAAGUGCCUUCUAGACUGCCUAGAUCCCAGCCGACAAUAGGCCUAGUGUGUUGGGACCUGUUCACUUCCCCUUUUUAGCAGGUAGAAGCAGGACUAGAUGUUACACUGUGGGAAACCGAGGCACAAAGCUGACCAGGAACAACCUGUACUAAGCUAAGGUGGGCAGAGGUCUGAAUUCCCAAGUCAAUCACUGCCAGCACCUAUUACCAGCAGACAGGGUCCAUCUGAUUUUGAUUAAAUUUGAAUCAACCUGUUGGAGCAGGGCAAUACUCUGCAAAUACGGACUGGAGGCCCUUUUCACUUGCCUGUCCGCACUUUAUUCAGGGAAAGCUUCUUGCAGAGUCAUAGUGAAGAGCCUGAAAACUGGGGUCCGUCAUCUAGUCUCCUCACUUCUUGCCUCUUAAGCAGCGGCCCUUUCCCACUUUGGGGCUGUCUCCUGCGUCCACUAGAACCAAAAAAGAAUUCACCGUUGGGCUCCUACCAUCGUUCUGGUUUCCCCCAACCCUUGCUUCUCUUGUCUCCUGGUUCCCAGAGAAAUCCUUGUGCAGCCACAUCGCCAUCUCCUCCAUGUCUGUCUUUAGAACUUCAUUUCCUGUCCCACUCGUGUGGCAUUCCAGGCUCCAGUUUGCUCUGUGUCCUAUCUCAAGACCUUUGAAUGAAUAUUCAACUAAAUGUAGGCUGAAGAAGACAAGGGUGACUCAGUGGACCUCUAGAGGCUCAUCCUGUUCAGUAACUGGCAAGCUGUAUUGGUCAAUAAGCAUGAGCUUGGCCUGGCAUGUUUGGGUCCUUACGCUGGUGUUUGCCAAGCAGCAUGAGUUUAGAUUCUACACUUGCUGAUCCUUGUCUAGUUGGCCCCAGAUGAAGAACCUGCACUCGUUGCCCUGGUUUGGUCCAGUGGGGCCAAUCCUUCCUGGGAGCCAGCCCCAAGGAAGAGCAGCUGGGGUUGGGAAAUGGCCAUGAUUGAGUUCUCUAGGACUUGUACUGAAGGAGUGCCCGCGUGAAUUCCCUGAAGCCCUGGAUCUACCCUGAGGUGGAAAUCCUGGCUCUGCCCCUCAGACCCAUUUGAUCCCUCAUCUCUCUUGGCUCCAGCUUCUUCCUCUCUAAAGUAAAGGGUUUGGAGCAGACCUCUAGGGGUCCCUCCAGCUCUGGUGUGCUAGGACUGCCCAGUCCUGCCCCCUUCAUGGGGAAGAGCCAGAGCAAGGUUUCCCCUGAAGGCCAUGAGCAAGCUUCUCUUUAGCAGUCUUCUGCCUUUAGUUUUCCUAUCCUUCUAUUUGCUCAAUUGCUUCAUCCCUGCUUCCUGCCCAUGAGACAUGGAGCAGGUCCAUUGAUCUCUCUUUGUGCCUUGGUUUCCUCAUUUGUAAAAUGAAGAGGGUCAAGUCAGAGAGACGUGCCUUCUGGUUCUGAUCCUCAUGCAUGGGUGGAGACCACAGCUCUUGGGAUGACCGUCCCCAUUUGUGACCUGCUAAUUCUGUCUGACUCCCCAUCCUGAUGCUUAAAAUUGGGUGGCUCUCGAGGUGAGGCAUUCGGGGGUCUGGUUCCCUCAUACGACAAUUGCUUUGUAAUCCUGCCUGCUGAAUUCUGGGCAGUCAGGAAGAUGUCACUUUAUGUUUCAAAGGAUUACGCAAUGUCUUUCCAUAAAAGAAUCAUCAGUUAUUUUUGUCAUCCCUGAAAAAUGUUUCUUGGGAUUAUUUUGUUCUUAAAUAUUAUGCCUCGUUCGGUGCCAGAAACCAGAUGGUAUUGUCCACACUGGGAAAGUGAAUAAGAUGGAUACAUCCUAUGUUUUGUAUGCUGUUGAUCUCCUGGGAAUAUUUUUUUCAAUAUAGAUUCUAUUUACACAAAUGAACAAUUUUGUGUUUUAAAAAAAGGGUACUGCAGGCUCGAGCUUUUUAAAUCAGGUCACAAUGAAAGAAAAAUAAUGUGCCUGCGGAAGUAUUUUUGUACAGGCUUCAAAUAAAUUACUUUUCUCCUGUAAA
Messenger RNA from Monodelphis domestica (gray short-tailed opossum), 5748 nucleotides. The record is from RefSeq and is a predicted model, not a curated record. Lineage: Eukaryota; Metazoa; Chordata; Mammalia; Didelphimorphia; Didelphidae.